AUGUUCGCUCAUGCGGCUGAGUGUACCGAAGACGACUUCAUCACGAUUUCAGAAGUCUACCGUCAAGCCACGGCCGACGGAACUGCUUCGUGUCCGGAUUUGACGGCGGCGCCGGAUGCCGCCGACUACUGCAGCUACACUGAGUGUCUGAGAUACAUGACCAGCAUGCUCGACGAUCUACCGGACUGCACAAGUGCCGGCGUCAGCAUCAAAGAAGGUCUACAAGCUGCCAUCGACAUCUGUGACGGCGGAACCACCGACAUACUCGACACCCACUACCGACACGUCUUCGAGUUCUACAUCCGCGACCAACACUGCGUCUUCUUCCAGUGCGGUCCAACCAACGGUCUCUCCGUCGGAUUCGACCACAAGCGACAAGAUCACGGCGGACGCGGCGUCGGGAAGCUCGUCUGCUUCGUCGAUUAG
Molecule: messenger RNA, 426 nt
Organism: Phytophthora nicotianae INRA-310
Lineage: Eukaryota; Oomycota; Peronosporomycetes; Peronosporales; Peronosporaceae
Exons: 2
Coding region: 1-426 (141 amino acids)
Cellular component (GO): extracellular region
Source: RefSeq, a predicted model, not a curated record